Haemorhous mexicanus (house finch) is the source of this 832-nucleotide messenger RNA. RefSeq names its product MyoD family inhibitor domain containing 2 (gene MDFIC2). Lineage: Eukaryota; Metazoa; Chordata; Aves; Passeriformes; Fringillidae. The record is from RefSeq and is a predicted model, not a curated record.
AUGACUGUCACUAACUGGCUGAGGGUGAUAGCUGUGCCAAACCACAUUCAUUUGACACUUAUCCCUCUUCAAUUUUGUUUUCCUCUCCACCAAGACCGUCGCACCAGCUCCCUGCCUCUACUGGCCCUCCCUGGAGUGACAUCGAGCAGUGAGGACCAUCCAGAUAACCAGCUUACAAAUGAAAAACACACAGAUGAAAAGCCUAUGAAAGGUAUUGUUAUGAGUUCUGUCGCAGAAUUCAGCAUCACAGACGCUUCAUCAAAGGGCACCAAAAAUGAGAAGAAAUUGUCAGAUGCAAGCAGAUCAUCCAUUGCUUCCCUGGAGAAAUGCAGAGAAUUCUCUUACAUUGAAGAUGAUGCAUCAGUACAUCAGAGAGACAGUGACGAUGAAUGCGCAACACUUAUCCUGGCCUGCUUGUUCUGCCAGUUUUGGGACUUUCUUAUAAUGCUGCCUGAUACCUGUGAACAUUGGCUGACAGAUACCUGUUGUCCAUCCAAUAGAUAUUACCAGACCUCCGACGAAGACCACGGCAGCAACGACUGCAACUGUGACUGUGACAUUGAUUGCAGCCUCUUUGAGUCCUGCCACGAGACUGGGGAGUGCCUGGAGCUGGCCAUGGAGAUCUCAGAAGUCUGCUAUCGCUGAUCAAUAGGAAAAUAAUUGACAAAAUUCCUCAAAACUACCCGACAGAUUACAAAGGAGAUUUUUUUUUUUUAAUAUUAAUCAUAACCAGAGGUUUUGUCAAUGAGGACUAUGUGCAUCUUAUUGCUCCUUCCCUGGAGGUCUCUAUACCUGUACCAUUCUGGUGGCAUGAUAUCACAAACUGCUGAAA